Messenger RNA from Cygnus atratus (black swan), 6295 nucleotides. It is a transcript of the gene PDLIM5, whose product is annotated as PDZ and LIM domain 5. The record is from RefSeq and is a predicted model, not a curated record. Bases 1729 to 3213 code for a protein of 494 amino acids. Gene Ontology annotation, cellular component: Z disc; filamentous actin; adherens junction. Gene Ontology annotation, biological process: heart development; muscle structure development; actin cytoskeleton organization. NCBI's taxonomy places the organism in Eukaryota, Metazoa, Chordata, Aves, Anseriformes, Anatidae. The transcript has 13 exons. Gene Ontology annotation, molecular function: actin binding; muscle alpha-actinin binding.
GGGUUUGAAACUCUUCGGGACUUCUUGUAGCUUGAUUUCACCUUGGGCUGUACUGUUACCGUGGUCCCGAGGGGGGCUGGGGGGGCGCCCCGUGUCUAUGCGGAUGCGGGGUGCUGCUGGGUCGCCUGCCCCAGGGACGGGCUGCCUGGCUCGGCUCGGCUUGGCACGGCUCGGCUCAGGAGCUGCUGGGGACCGCCUCGGGGAGGCAGACGGGGCUUAGGCAGUAGGGCCGGGGGCUUGGGGUCCGUGCCGCCUGUCCCCGCGGCUCUGCGUUUUGAGGUUCCCCCGCUGCCAGGGCCCGAGCCAGCGGGAGUUUGAUAAAAUAAGCGCAAGUUGCACAAUUUCGCCCUUGGCCGGUCGGUUGUGCAAGGCGGGGUUGGUGGGUUGUAGCGCUUUCUCGUAGGUGCUGCCCUGGUGUGCUGUAAGAAGUGUGUGGCAUUAAAUUUGGGGGGUCUCCCCCCUCUGCCGCUCCUUCCUGCUCAGUUUGUAAGGCUGGAGGUGUGGGCACAGCAGCAUCGAGGGGGUGAGAAAGUAAAGGUGAGGGAUGCUGAGAGCCGUGCCCAGCAUUUCAGCCGGCAGUCUCUUCCUUCCCAACUCUAUUUGCUUUGAACAGAGAGGAAAAAACCCUGUAUCCUUUCCUAAUGUAACUUAGUCUUUUCCUAACGCUGUUACUGUAACUAGCUGUUAUACUUUGAAGGCUUGCGCAGUUUUUUUCCCCCAGUUUGGGCUGAUAGGUAAAGCCUUGUGCCUGUGGCACGUGUGCCGCUCGCUAGAUGUGGCUGUGGUUCGUGGUGACCUGUCACUGGGGUGGACCUCAUUCAGAGGGAACGAAAGGCAUUCCUACUUUCCUACAGAAAGAAGCCUGUGACUAACUAAAAUCCUCUUUUCAGGAGGAGUUAGAGGAGUUGUAGUUCUUGCUUCAGUGCUGAGGGAGAGACCCAGCUCACACUCGGCAGAGGCUUUCUCUUUCCUUCCUCCUCUCCAGCUGCAGGAAGGGUCAGGGUGUGUGCUCCCCUCUCCGUACGCCAGUGCCCGCUGAGGCGUUUCGGGGUGUGCUGAGACGGCACAUGGGGCCAGAGCUGCCCAGGUAGCUCAGCUUCUGCUUCCUCAGAGCUAUCUCCUUGUCCCACCUUAGGCCAGCAGCCGUGCUUGGCUUAUUUGAACGGCUGUCAGCGUGAGCAUGGCUACAAACUCUGCUGUCGGAUUUAGAAAUUAUGAUUUAGAGUAGCAGGUCUCUGUGGUUCUGUGAGGUGAACCCAGAAACAUGUGCUACCGACACCUCUUGGGGAGUGACUUUAAAUGUCCUUCCAUGCACCUACGUGGCUGCGGUGGCACCUCGGGCAGCCCACAAGGCCGGGCUGCAUUUUCAAAAUCUCUUGCCUCAAAAAUAAAAUCUCCCACCUGUGUAUGAAGAGGUCACACUCAGCUUGGUGGGUUUGCAGCCCGCUUUCUCCAGUUUGACUGGGGUGCCACCUUAAAUGUCAAUAUACAAGUCUGGAAUCUGGCUGCGCCACGGUGUAGGCUUACACCCGCGCACGCUGGUGUGUACUUUGCCUCGCUUCAACCAUAUAAAAAUAGACGGGAUCCACUACCUAAGAUGUCAUUGUAAUGUUACUUAUCUGAGGUGAAACUGAAGCCCUUAUCUCUGACUCUGAGCGGCAAUUAAGUGCAGAGGUUGCCUUUUAAAGGCAUCGAUUCUUUGGCUUGGAUCCUUGAACACUGAACAUCAUGAGCAACUACACCGUGUCUCUUGUCGGCCCGGCUCCUUGGGGUUUCAGGCUCCAAGGUGGCAAGGAUUUCAACAUGCCCCUGUCCAUCUCUCGGCUUAGUGACGGUGGAAAGGCAGCCCGAGCACACGUGGGGAUUGGCGACGUGGUUCUCACCAUUGAUGGGAUAAGUACUGACGGGAUGACUCAUCUAGAAGCACAAAACAAGAUCAAGGCAUGUACAGGCAACUUGAACAUGACUCUGCAAAGAGUUGCUUCUGUACCAAAACCUGAUCUUAUUCAUGUACCAAAGCCCGCCACGCACAAUGCCGCCCUGAGUGGCCAUGUCGGCGACGGUGCCCAGGAGGUGGCGGAGGGGCCGCGACGAGGAUUCAGAGAGAACCAGGGUGACAGUAAACAGCAAAAUGGCCCCCCGCGGAAGCACAUUGUGGAUACCUAUACGGAGUUUUACCACACCCCUACUCACAGCGAUGCCAGCAAGAAGAGACUGAUCGAAGACACUGAAGACUGGCAUCCCCGGACAGGCACCACCCAGUCACGCUCCUUCCGCAUCCUUGCCCAAAUCACCGGCACUGAUCACAUGAAAGAACCAGAACACGAAGCUGCAAAGAAGACUAAUGACUCCAUGGAGGCUUCCCAACCUGCUGCUUACACGGCCACUUCGGUGAGGAGCAUGCCUGCUAGCUAUGAAAGCCCAGACACUAGACCUUCUCCCAACACCACCACAUCUGCUGCAACCCUCAAGCCAACGGGGCCCCCAAGCACUGCCAAGUACUCGGGCUGGCAGCCUGCAAACCAAACAGCUCCUGCCAGUGGAUGGACAUCAAACAGUAUUAAACCGUCUGGAAAAACUGCCCCAAGUCAAAAGUUUGCGACACCACCUCAGCUAACGGAGCAAGACACAUUGGUUCAGAGGGCAGAGCAUAUUCCAGCGGGAAAGCGUACUCCAAUGUGUGCACAGUGUAAUCAAGUCAUUAGAGGACCCUUCUUGGUGGCCUUGGGGAAGUCGUGGCACCCAGAGGAGUUUAAUUGUGCUCACUGCAAAGCCUCCAUGGCUUACAUUGGAUUUGUGGAAGAGAAAGGGGCUCUGUAUUGCGAGGUCUGCUAUGAGAAGUUCUUCGCCCCGGAGUGUUCAAAGUGCCAGAGAAAGAUCCUUGGAGAAGUAAUAAAUGCUUUGAAACAAACUUGGCACGUUUCCUGCUUUGUGUGUGUGGCCUGUCAUAACCCCAUCCGCAAUAAUGUCUUCCACUUAGAAGAUGGUGAUCCCUACUGUGAGACGGAUUACUAUGCCCUCUUUGGUACUAUGUGCCAUGGGUGCGAAUUCCCCAUUGAAGCUGGAGACAGGUUUCUUGAAGCCCUGGGCCACACUUGGCAUGACACUUGUUUUGUAUGCUCGGUAUGCAGUGACAGUUUGGAGGGUCAGACUUUCUUCUCCAAGAAGGACAAGCCACUGUGCAAGAAACACGCUCACUCUAUCAACAUCUGAUGCUUGGAGCUCAUCUUGUUUAGCAAAUGUACUGAGCAGAACGAAAGGUUAAAAUGUCCAUGUUUGAUUGUUGGUUAAAGUUAUUUAUAUAUGCUUUUCUAAAAAUGGAAAAGAAAUGUGGAAAUUUUAGGGAUUUUGUACACUAUUUUUUAGAGUGUUUAUCAGUUAGGGGUUUGCUUCAUAAAAAGCUGGGAAUCAGGAAUUACACCCAAGCGAAACUAUUAGAGUGCCUUUACUUCGCUACUUGGCAUGUUACUGUAUUGGUUUCAUGAUUUUAUGACCACAUUUAUAUAUGCUUCAAUAUGCGAAGUGAAGCUUCUCUAAAAAUGAGUACCUGAUUUUAAAUUGUUGGUUUUGCUGCUAUUCAACAAAUAAAAAGAGAUUGGCUUCAGCGGUCCAGACCACUUUAUUGUGCUGAUGUUUUUUAAAGUGUGUCUGGAAGUACUGAAGCUAAACUCCAUUAAAGAGGAACUCAAAGCAAUGAUAAGAUUAGGUGGAAUGUACUUCAACAACUAAUAUUUUUCAUCUGAUGCUCGGUUUCAUUAAGCCUCCUGCACCAUUACACAUACCUGUGCCUUUGGCAGUUAGAUCUCUGAUGGGUCUGCAGAGGACAGAGAUUUUUACAAAGCCAUCAAGUGUAGGUGGCUGCGCUAGUGAACAAGGAUGAUUUAGAAGAUGCCCCUUGGAAGAAAACACAGAUGGGAUGCUGUUCCUUAAACCACGGCAUGUGCUACCAGAAUACUAGCCAAAAUAAAGCAAUAGUGAGAGUGUGCUUGACAAGACAAAAAUGUCAGAUCAACUCUGAAGUAUAAGGGAGUGGGUACUAUACUCUUAUGUUCACAGUUCAAGUUUUAGAUAGUUUUCAGUGCCUUGGAAAGGGGAAAGUGAAUUGAAUCUGCAUGUAACAGUGUUUUAUAUCCAGAAUGUGAGACUGCGGUGUUUAAUAAGGAAAACGUCUGAAGUGCAACUGAGGACAUUGUUUUUCUCUCAGUACAUUCUUUAUGAUGUAGCUCAUGAGUAUGUAUAUUGGUGGUUUGCCAGGUAGCAUACUGAAAACUUAUUUUCUUGCUCAGCUCUUAUGAUUUUUAUUAGUUUAGUUUUUUUCUCUCUUUUCCACCAGAUGUAAGGAAUAUAUUGUUAAAUAAUAUAAUAUUGAGUUAGGCAGUCCAGUAUCUCUCAGUUCUUGCAAGGGAACAGAGACAAUACUGUCAUUAUGCAUUUACUGCAAGCCAGGAGAUGUUGCCAAUCCUGUGGCUUGAUAUGAAUUUUGUCACAGUGUCAGCACAAGACCCAUGCAGCAGCUAAGUCCCACUUACCUUCAAAUUAGGGUUUAAGUGGUAUGGAGCAAUAGUAGGCAUAUAGGGAAAGGGUGAUAACCCUCUGCACAGGGUGAAUUUUACUCCAGCAGAGCUGCACAACAGAGAAGGAGGCCCUCUCGGGGCCAGAUUAGAUUCCUGAUGCAAACUGAAUUUACAUGCUAUUAAGUUCCAAGUGAGAUGUCAGAGCUGAAUUGCUAUGCUUUAGUGCUCUUUCCAAUAGACUUUAGAAGUGCACUGGGUGGUUGUUUGUUUUGUUUUGUUUGUUUGUUUAAUUAUUGAUAAAAAGGAAAGGUUUAUCCAUAAAAUCACGAAGACAAUUACAAAAAAAAAAUUACUAUGGUAGAGUAAAACAAUUGUAACAAGAAACAUCAACACAAGAGAGGGAGGAAAAAAACACACCAAAAUCGCUGUACUGAAAUACAAAAAGAUCUCUCUUAUUAAUUCAGUAAGACAAAUUCAUGUGAUGGGCUGUUUCACUUUAUUUCCUAAAGUUGUUUUUCUUCAAUACUACUACAUUUCUUUCUAAACUUCUGGUGGUAUGGAAGAAAUGUCAUUAAGCUGUUUAAAAUGUUUACACUCUUUAUAUAUACACCCUUCUGUGACUGUGGCUGAAAAUCAGGAGAAUAAAGGCAGAUUAGACAAGAUACAGCAGUAUGAGCCAGCUUGCUUUUGAAAUUAGUGGAAUGUGGAGAAAGGAGUCCUAAAGACUAGGUGUCAGUAGAGCUGUAUUGCACAUGCAUGAGGAAAGAGGACGGGAAUGCACACGAUAAGGUAAUUUCUGUAGUUCAGACCUUGCUAUUUUGAAGUAGGAUAGAAGCUCUUCAGUGGACACAAUGUUUGCCAGUGUCCAUAAAAAUUUUUUUGUUUGUUUUGUAAUUUUUAUUGGAUUUAGGUUUCUUAAUACAUAUGCUCUAGGUUUGAAAUUUCACAGUUGUUAAUGAAUAUGAGCACAAACACCUGAAAGGCUCCAGUAGUACUGCUUCACUUAGCUGCUUUGCCUUUUAGUUUCUGCUUUGUCUAUUUGUUUAAAAUUUGAAAAGGAAGCAUAGAGUCACUGACACAUACUGAAAAUUUAAUGGAUCUCUCAAAUUAUAUAAAUCAACUAAAAUAAAAAGGAACAUAAUGUUUAUCAUUAUUUUAAUAAGUGAGAUUUUAGUAGAGCACUUUAUAAUAAUGCCAUAUAUCUCACUGAAUAUUUAUUACUUUUUUGUUGUUUAGGACUAUUUCAUACCAGUAUCUUUGCAUUUUGUUUUAUUUGUAAGCCUGUCUAUUUACCUCUAGAAUUUUUUGGUGUGUCAGUGUGUGUAUUUAUGUAUACUUAUCUAUGUAUGCACACGUAUGUGUGUACAGUGAGACGUACAUAUAUAUAUGCACAUAUACAUGUGUAUAUUUGAUUGCAGACUUGACAUAGCAAAAAUCAGCACCGUUCCAUUGUCAUUUGGGGAUAAGAUUUCCAACUAUUUUUCAUAAAACAAAUUUACAGCAUUCAUGUUUUGAAGGAAAGUUAAAAAGCUAGGAGACCCCUGUUAAUAAUCUAACUGCUGUAGGUUUUUGCAUGCAUUUUCAGUCAGUAAUUACUUUUUCUUCCAAAACUGUGCCUGUUAAAAGAAUUGGGUUUAACCCUGAAGGUAGAAGGUCUUUAUUAGUGAAUAAUCGAAUCAUGAUGACACUUUCAGUAUAUUGUAAUUAAAUAAUUCAGAAAUAUGUGUAAAUAUAAUAAAUGCUUAAUAUAACAAUGCAAUAAACGUAAAAGCAAAACUUGA